Molecule: messenger RNA, 5163 nt
Organism: Fusarium musae
Lineage: Eukaryota; Fungi; Ascomycota; Sordariomycetes; Hypocreales; Nectriaceae
Exons: 11
Coding region: 1-5163 (1720 amino acids)
Biological process (GO): arachidonate metabolic process
Cellular component (GO): membrane
Molecular function (GO): oxidoreductase activity; protein binding
Source: RefSeq, a predicted model, not a curated record
AUGAUGGCGAGGUAUAGGGUAGCUAACUUCUCAGGUGCCAGUGGCAUUGGGGAGGCUUAUGUACGUGUCCUGCACAACUCAGGAGCGAAAGUUGUAAUCGGCGAUAAGGAUGCUGACUCUGGCGAGAGAUUGGCUUCUGAAAUGACCGGCUCCAAGUUCGUCCAGUGCGAUGCAACCGUUUGGGAAGAUCAAAUUCACUUGUUCAAGGAGGCUACUCGGCUAUCUUUGUCUGGGAAGAUUCACUACGUGAUAGCCAAUGCAGGGAUGACGAAAGACGACCAGACCUUCACUUUCGACGGUAAACACCAAGAACCGCAGAAGCCAAACUUGCAGAUCAUCGAUGUGAACCUGAAGGGGGCGCUUUAUACCACCAAACUGGCCAUGCACUAUUUUGUGUCUCAGAAUGGUACCGAAGUCAACGAGGAGCAAGAAGAUACGUGCUUGAUCCUCAUCAGUUCAGGCGCUGGCUUUCUUGACGUUCCUAGAUCUCCCGAGUACAGCAGCACGAAGUGGGCGGUCCGCGGAAUAAUGCAUGCUUUGCGAAGGACGGCUUUUUACUACGGGAGCAGAGUGAAUAUCAUUGCACCCUGGUAUAUACGCACAGGUAUUCUCUCCAACGACCAGUUCGAUCAAGUUGAGAAAUCAGGAGUCGAGUUCGCAACAGCUGAAGAUGCUGGUGAAUGCGCGUUAAGGAUCCUUUCUGAUACCAAUAUUAAUGGAAGGACGCUCUUUGUCUGCGCGCGAAAAUGGGCUCCUCGGGGAUACAUCGAUCUUAAUAUCGAGGAUUAUCCUGAAGGUUUGAUCCAGGAAAUACAGGAGGAUCAAAUGCCUGAGUUCCACAUGGAUCUCAUCAUGGACGACGAUUUAUGUGCAAAGUGUGAAGAAAAGCCGGGCGAUGUCCGCUGCUCCUGCGGUGAACGGUUUUGCGAACACUGCUUUUCUAAGAAACAUUUACCGCGCAAUCAAACCCAUAAACGCGGUGGUUCGAAGAAAACCGAGACCAAAUGGAAUAAGAUCAAGGGGGUAGUUUCUAACAUCGCGAGUUCGUUUUCUCCUGCCUCGCACUUCCAGAGAGAUGAGACCACUAAAUGGUUUGGCCUCCAUAUCUCGUCACCCCCUGGACGCAAGGAUCGUAUUGCGACGUUGGUUGAGACUACACGAUUCUCGAGCCUUUUGGAAGAGUCGCUUCAUUUUAACAAGCGCAGCCCUAAGCGACAAUAUCCCAGUAUUUGCUCGUUUGUCGGAGAUACCGGCGCAGGAAAGUCGACUCUGAUCCGAAGUCUGAUCUUUGACUCCGAGCGGUCACUGGAUUUUGAUCCUCUUGACGCCCCAGUUCCUGGAGCUCAGACUGGAUCAUCUGCCAUUAGAUCGACCACCGGAGAGGUCAAUCUCUACCUAGACCCUUCAACCUUUGGCACAGUCGCGCCAAUGUUCUAUGCAGAUUGUGAAGGUCUUCUCGGGACUGAGCCUCUUGCAGCAGAGCAUCAGACUGAGUGGGCAAGGUACGGACAGCGUUACCUCAUUGAAUCCAAGGAUGGCAAGCCAGUGGAUCGACGAACGGCCGUCAAGACCAUCUAUCCUCGCUUUCUGUACAUCUUCAGCGAUGUCAUCUGCUAUGUCACCAGAAACCACAGAGCGUGGGCUGAAUCUGCCUUGCGGCUUUUGGACUGGAGCAAGGUUGGUGUGCAGAACACCAUCAAUCAGCAUGCACUACCUGCCCUGAUCAUCGUUCUCAACGGGCCUACUUUGGAGAAUGAGGCGUGGCUUGGGGAUGACCAUGAAGUUGUCACUGAUGCUUUCUUCCAAGCCAUUGAGAAGGAAAUAAGCGAGACAACUGAAUUUCGAGAACUUGCCCAAAAGCAUGGAGACAAGACAAUGAGGCAGCUGUUUGCAAGGAGUUUCUCUAGUGUCUACGUUCACUACAUCCCACUUGAAGGCUUUGGAUCCCUCGGGACUAGUCUAGAAAUCAUCAAUCAGACCAAUCGCUUGGCAAAGCGAGUCAGGAGAGACGCAGAGCGCGUCCAAGCCCAGAGAGCCGAAUCAUGGACCCGCUUCGACACGACGCAGAUGUCUCAGGUGGUGCAUUACGCCUUCGCCCAUCUCGCAUCUGGAAGCCCAGAGCCAUUUGAUUUCGGCCAGUGCCGACGACAGAUAUCGGUUCCGGAUACAACCGAGGGCAACUUCUCUGACUUUCUUGGAUUAUCGCUGAAGAACGAGAUGGAGGCGCGGUUCGAUGACACGGCCGCUGUCAUCGCGACGAGCUUGUUGAGGAACUCCUUGAGCGCGAAUAAAGAUGAUAUCGUGCUCCUGCCCUCAGUCGUCUUUGACAAAGACACCCAAGCUAUCUGCACACGAGCCAUCAGCCAGUUCCUGGAUAGUAAAUUGCCAUGUGCAUACAUCGACCCCGACUCUGGCGAGAAAUGCGUAAACACAAAAUCGGGUCAUCGUAUAGGCCACCAGAGUGCGUCGGGCGAUCUUUUACGCGAUGGCAACUUUGUAGUAGGCGACUUUAACUCUGCCAAGUUUCUGCUUGCGGUUCAGUCAGAACUUGAAGCCACCAUGCGAGAGAUCAACUCAAGCGGCCCCCCCAAUCAUUGCGACUGGCGACGCCUGGCAGCGGUUCAUCAUCGUCUGAACAUUGACGCCCUCAGACGGCGAGGUGGCUAUCCGGCACUUCAUGUCGAGGACCGUCUAUUCCCUUGGGGCAAAAACACCAAGGAAAAGCCGCUAACACUUGCAAUGUCGUUUUUGUCUAUAUAUACGGGCACUUGGCUUCACGGAACCGAAGAAAAUACAUCAUUUUGUCUCGGUUGUCUGUUCGGAAGACCGGAAUAUCGUCUUCCCUGCGAACAUGUCAUCUGCGAAACAUGCGUGGAAGAUUUCGAUGACACAGCUGUUGAUAAAAAAUAUCCGGGGCGGGUUAUGCAUAAACGCUGCAUAAUAUGCGAUAGUAGAUCAUCCGGCAAGUGGCCAUUCGUCACUACCAUCAGACCGCCACUUUGCGGCCUUCGAGUUCUGUCGCUUGAUGGAGGAGGGGUCCGGGGCAUCGUUGAAUUAACUGUCCUGAACCGCUUGGAGAAGGAGAUCGGGCUUGGCAUUCCGAUUGGAAGUUUCUUCGAUCUUAUUGUUGGUACAAGUACAGGUGUCCAACGAAGGAGUGCUACUGAGUGCAUAAGUUUGUUCCGAGACAUUUGCAGAGAAGGCUUUGAGGCCAAAUUACUCACCAAGUCUCGAUUCUUCGGUUGGGCCGCCCGAUGGUUCCGCAGUUCGAUAUACAAGACGGAUGUCCUAGAGACGGCCCUCCAGGAGGCAUUUGAGAACAAAGAACCAAAGUCCCUCUAUGCUUUGAACAGCUCAUGCCGAGUUGCCGUCACGACCACAGCUAAAGAAGACUGUCACCUGAUCGCGAAUUACAACACGGGUGGUAAAGAUCGGUACCUUGACUCCAAACUUCCGCUCUGGAAAGCUGCUCGAUGUACGUCAGCUGCUCCUAUGUACUUCGAACAUGUCUCCCACGCUGGGCAUGAAUGUCGCGACGGCGGCCUAAAAGAGAACAAUCCCAUCCAAGUAGCGCUCAACGAGUCACGAAAGAUAUGGGAAGAUCCCACUUACGACGUGAUCCUAUCUCUUGGAUCAGGACAGGCUAGGUAUCCAGCAACGGAGCCAGUUUCAACCGCCAUCAUACCAAAGUGGCUUGCUCAUCUCUUCUCAACCCUUGUCAGCACCAUGAACGGCGAGGACGCAUGGGACAGGUUUCGCUCCAGCCAGGAUAGGCGUAUACUAGACCGUGCUUCGCGAUUCAACUUGCGGUUCGACGGGAGCACUGAGCCGGCGCUUGACGAUGUAAAUGCUAUUACGAGCAUGGAAACGGCGGCGAAAAAGGCCAAAUUCUAUGAAAGACCUUCUAGAUCACCGUUCUCAGCAACUUCUGGCAUUAUUCAAGGGGACGCACUUGAUCGCAUGGCCGACAAACUACGAGCUAGCCUCUAUUUCUUUGACCUUGGGAGUGUCACUAAACACGGUCCCGUCACAGUAAUUCAUGGGUGGAUUUGCUGUCGCUUGAUGCCGAAUGACCAGGGUUUCAAAGAGCUUCUAUCUCGAACUCUGCAAUUCCUUGUUCGAGGGAAGGCAUACGAGUUCAAGAGAAUUCCGAUUGACAAACCGCUUCGAUUUGCAGUUGAGUUUCAGCACCAGCAUCUCGAUGAGCCGAUUCGCAUUGAUGUGAACUUUGGGGCUACACAUUCAACGACUAUCAGUGGCUUCCCACUGACCUUGAAGACCAGGCCAACAGAAAUCAACACUAAGACCGUGGAGGAUCUGGUUUCAGCUGCAGCAAAGAAUGAUACAAUGAAGUUGCUGGAGCUCCUUGAUCAAGGGGUUCCCAUUGAUAUCAAGCAUGGCGGCUGGACUGCCCUUGGUUGUGCAGCGCACAAAGGACAAUUGGAUGCCGUCCGAGCUCUCCUCCUUCACGGUGCUGAUAUGGACAUACGAAUGGAUGUUGGUUUCGGUUUUCUCCCCGGCGACGGCAGUGCUAUCAACUGGGCAGCUUACGGUGGCUACCUCGACGUCGUCAAGAUACUCUUUGAGAAAGGAGCCAAAUCAAAUUUCUGCGCGAAAAGACCACUGUCCUUUGGCACUAUGGGAACGCCUGUUACUAUGGCUGCAGGGAAGGGCCACAUAGAAGUCGUUCGGUAUCUCCUUGAGAAUGGCUGUGAUGACGAUUCCGCAGAUGGUAUUCCCGGCUGGGAUGCUUUCAUCAUCGCAUGCGAAAGAGGACAGCUCAGCAUUGUCAAAUACUUGAUCGAGGAAAGGAACAUCAAUGCUGACAGGAAUGGCAGUAAUGGCGUUACGCCUCUGAUUACAGCAGCUCAGAGUCAGCAGACCGCCAUCAUGGAGUACUUGGUCAAGCGCGGAGCGCACAUAGACGCGGUUGACAAUGAUGGAAGCACGGCCUUGCUCCAUGCUGUGACUAAGAAAAGAGCUGGCGCGGUAGAGUGGCUGGUGAAGCAUGGUGCAGACGUGAGGAAGCAGAAUAAGAAGGGGAUCGCCCCGUUGAAGCUGGCAAAGGAUGAGUUACGGAAGAACCAGGAUGACAAGAACGGGGCAGCUAUGGUUAGAUGGCUUGAGACUCCGAUAAACGUUGUAUUUCACACAAAGACUUAG